UUCAGGAAAUUGGAGUGGAAUUCCAAGAACACGGAAUGUACCCGGGAUGCGUUUAAAAUUUGGCUUAACCCGUGAACGGCAUAAUUCUUCUGGUAUCACGACAUCCCAGUAUACACUUUUCGUCUUAGGAGGCUCUAAAGUUGGCAAAAGUGCUCUUGUGGGUCAGUUUCUAUGGGAGGAAUUUAUCAAAGAGUACCGACCAACAGUAGAAGAAUUCAAUUGGAUUGAGUAUAAGAAAGAUGACGGUGACACGACACUUCUACAGGUAAUCGAUUCUAGUGGUUCCCGCGAUUUCCUGGCUAUGAGACAUUUGUAUGCAAGGAUUGGUGAUGCUUUUGUUGUUGUAUUUGCAGUGGAUGAUCCAAUAUCGUUGGAUGAAGCUAAAGAUAUCGUUAAAGAGGUCCAAGUACGAAAUAUCAAAAAAGCCCCGAUACUUCUGGUUGCCAAUAAGAUCGAUUUGUAUGAAUGUGAGGAGCAAUGGGCAGCAAAAGGAUCGAGAAUUUAUGCGUUCGAGAAUAAGCUUCAUUUUGCUGCUCUUUCUGCUACUAAUCUUUAUCAGGUAACCGAAAUAUUUCGGCAUAUCUUGAGUGAGACUGGGAAUUUUCAUCCGGGGGAAAUGAAAAGACGCCGUCAAUCGAUGCCAAACACUCGAAGAAGUGGCUACGGUGAUAUUGAAGUUAAGGCUAUUGAACUACUGGCCAGAAAGCAUGCUGCGGACAAAAAAAGGUCAUGUAAUAUAUCAUGAAGUGAUAUAUAGUAGGUUUAAGAUAGAG
Loa loa (African eye worm) is the source of this 773-nucleotide messenger RNA. RefSeq lists its product as hypothetical. Gene Ontology annotation, molecular function: GTPase activity; GTP binding. The record is from RefSeq and is a predicted model, not a curated record. Lineage: Eukaryota; Metazoa; Nematoda; Chromadorea; Rhabditida; Onchocercidae. The transcript has 5 exons. Bases 47 to 745 code for a protein of 232 amino acids.